Molecule: messenger RNA, 966 nt
Organism: Leptosia nina
Lineage: Eukaryota; Metazoa; Arthropoda; Insecta; Lepidoptera; Pieridae
Source: the annotation of a GenBank genome assembly
AUGUCUCGCGUGGCGGUCGUCACCGGUUCCAACAAAGGCAUCGGUUUCGCUAUCGUCAAGAGAUUGUGUGAGGAUUUCGAUGGAGUCGUGUACCUCACGUCACGAUCCGAGCACCUCGGCGCGGCCGCAGUCGGAAAACUCAAAGAACAAGGGUUACGUCCUGAAUACCAUCAAUUGGACGUGACUGAUAGGCAGAGCAUUACUAAAUUCAGAGAUCACCUCCAGAAUAAACACGGCUCAAUAGACAUUCUAAUCAACAACGCCGGAUACGCGAGCGGAUACGGUAACGACUCAUUCGAAGAGUGCAAAAAAGUUAUCGAUAUCAACUACAGAGGUGUACUGAACGUGCAAGAAAUUAUAUAUCCUUUGAUAAGACGUAACGGUAGAGUCAUUAACGUGUCCAGUGACUGUGGACAUCUGUCUAACGUGAGAAACGAGGAGUGGAUAGAACGAUUGUCUAAGCAGGAUCUGAAUAUUGAGGAUGUUAACGAAUUUGUCGACUGGUUUCUAGAAUCCAAAAAGAACGGCACAUUUAAGACGAGCGAUUUUGUCGAAGACGGUCAUAUCGUGGCCUAUCGUGUUUCCAAAGUGGCUUUGUGCGCCCUGACGCUAAUACAGCAAAAAGAGCUAGAGAGUAGAGACAUAAGCGUAAAUUCCUUACACCCAGGAUUCGUCAGAACCGAUAUGACCAUGAAAAUCGGAUUCUGUACAGCCGACGAGGCAGCCGAGACUCCGGUAUACCUGGCAUUGCACGCUCCGCAGUCGCUGCGCGGCGCUUACGUGUGGCACGACGGCACCACGCGAGACUGGCACGAUCACGAAAACGCGUUGUUCUUCACUUUGGCGUUUGCGAGAAGCUGGUUGCUGACUAGCCUAAUCGCGAAUGUAAAGGACUACUUUGCAGCGUGGCUCAGCUACUUGCUAGAUAAAUUAAAGCGAAAACCUAUAGCGAAUGGCGCGCGCUAG